GUUCUUGUGCUCCACAAAGAGAAAUACCACAAAAUUGGAUAAAGAUAUCCAAAGAGUGAGACAUGAAAUAUUUUUCAAAAAAGCCCAAGAUCAUAUUGGUUCCUUAUCCGGCUCAAGGUCAUGUCACUCCUAUGCUAAUGCUUGCAGCUGUCUUUUAUCGUCGUGAUUUUCUUCCUAUCCUUCUCACUCCUAAUUAUAUUCAUCGUCAUAUUUCAUCGCAAAUUUCGUCUACAGAUGAAAUUCUCUUCAUUUCCAUGCCAGAUGGCCUCGACGAUAACAUGCCACGUGACUUCUUCACUAUUGAGACUGCUAUGGAGACCAUCAUGCCAAUCUACCUUAGACGAGUUUUGAGCGAGCACAGUUCUAAAGAAAACAACGAUGGUAGUGGAGUUGUUUGUAUGGUGGUUGACUUACUUGCUUCUUCCGCCAUUGAAGUAGGAAAAGAGUUUGGAGUAACCGUGGUCGGGUUUUGGCCAGCCAUGUUUGCCACCUAUAAAUUAAUUUCAAAUAUUCCUGAAAUGAUUCACAAUAACUUCAUUUCUUCUGAUACAGGAUGUCCAGAAGAAGGAUCAAAAGGGUGCGUUCCGAGCCAGCCGCUGGUGUCGGCGGAAGAACUGCCGUGGCUGAUCGGAACAUCGUCGGCAAGAAAAGGCAGAUUCAAAUUCUGGAAAAGAACCAUGGCUCGAGCGAAAUCCCUAAAAUGCCUUCUCGUUAAUUCCUUCCCAGAAGAGGUCCCCCUUCAAAAACCCAUAUCCAAAAGCUCAACCGCCGUGUUCCUGGUCGGACCUCUGAGCCGGCACUCGAAUCCGGCGAAAACGCCAAGCUUCUGGGAAGAAGACGGGGGGUGUGUGGAGUGGCUGGAGAAACAGAGGUUGAAUUCGGUGGUGUACAUCUCGUUUGGGAGUUGGGUUAGCCCAAUCAACGAAUCGAAAGUGAGGAGCUUGGCUAUGGCGCUUUUGGCCUUAAGGAAACCAUUCCUUUGGGUUCUCAAAAGCAAUUGGCGAGACGGUUUACCAAUCGGAUUCCAACAAAAGACUCAAAGCUAUGGGAGGGUAGUUUCAUGGGCUCCUCAAAUUGAGAUUUUGAAGCACAAAGCAGUGGGUUGUUAUCUUUCUCACUGCGGGUGGAACUCGAUCAUGGAGGCGAUUCAAUGUCGAAAGCGACUGCUUUGUUUUCCGGUGGCCGGCGACCAGUUUUUGAACUGUGGUUAUGUAGUGAAAGUGUGGAGAAUUGGGGUGAGACUUAAUGGUUUUGGAGAGAAAGAGGUUGAAGAAGGAGUGAGGAAAGUGAUGGAAGAUGGAGAGAUGAAGGGGAGGUUGAUGAAGCUUCAUGACAGGAUAAUGGGGGAAGAGGCUAAUUAUAGAGUCAACUCUAACUUCACAGCCUUCAUUAAUGAGAUCAACAAGCUUCCAACUAAAGCUGGACAUUUCAUCUUGUAAAUUCUUGUAGUUUUCUAAGUUGGAUUUCACAAAAACAUGAAUUAUUUUGAUUAUGUUCAAUUGUGGGAAUUGAAUUCACCUCACCUACAAAUCGAUAUAGUUUGGUUUGCUUUUAAGUAAAAAGUUACUACUCAACUUAAACUAA
This is a messenger RNA of Benincasa hispida (wax gourd), 1584 nucleotides long. Its product is annotated as UDP-Glycosyltransferase superfamily protein. Gene Ontology annotation, molecular function: quercetin 3-O-glucosyltransferase activity; quercetin 7-O-glucosyltransferase activity. NCBI's taxonomy places the organism in Eukaryota, Viridiplantae, Streptophyta, Magnoliopsida, Cucurbitales, Cucurbitaceae. The record is from RefSeq and is a predicted model, not a curated record.